AUGGUUUCACUCCUUGAACAAUUUCUCCCGAGCCUGAGCAAAGCUCUGCCAGCAGUCGGCGUCUGCCUUGUCCUCGGGAUCGUAGGCUAUGUUGUGUACCAGGUGUAUUUUCACCCACUGUCCCGUUUCCCUGGUCCAUUCCUGGCAUCAGUGACCGACCUCUGGCAAGUUCAUCAAUUCUUGACUCUCAAACAACCGUACAAUUUGACAGAGCUGCACGCCAAGUAUGGGCAAUUUGUUCGGUACGGCCCCGAUAAACUCAGCAUCACGGCCGAGGACGCAGUCCCCUCCAUCUAUCAGAAAGGCGGGCGAAUGAUGCCGAAGACCGAAUAUUAUGAUGCGUUUGGAGCAGCUCAUCCGAACGUAUUUGGGAUGAGAGAUGAAGCAAAACAUUCCAUCCGCAGGCGUCACAUGUCCCACAGCUUCUCCAUCAGCUAUGUCAAGGAGAUGGAGCAAUAUCUUGACGAGAAUAUUGUGAUUCUCAGAAACAAGAUCGCAGCAUAUGCUGACCGAGGAGAAGCGUUCAAUUUGAAAAAGCUCCUGCAGUUUUACGUAGUUGACGUCCUCGGAGAGUUGGCUUUCAGCCAGUCCUUUGGGGUCCAAGUCGCGGAUGACGAGUCCCUGGUUCCGCCGGUGAUCGAGCAUAGUCUACUCGCUGCCGUUACUGGAGCAUGGCCCACGAUGACCUUUACCCUGAAGAAAUGGCUACCAAAGGUUCCUCACAAGGGCCUACAAGCGCUUUUCAAAGGCAGGGCAGCAUGUGCCUCCUUGGCUUCUCGCUGCGUCAAGAAGAGAAUGGCAGCGCUGGAAGAGGAGAAAUCCCAGGGCGCCGACGGGCAGAGGAAAGACAUUCUUACCAAUCUCAUCCUCGCGAAAGACCCAGAGACUGGCGAGCUCCUCACUCAGACGGACCUAGAAACGGAGGCCUUCGGGUUCAUUAUCGCAGGGACACAUACAACCAGUGCAACAUCGACAUUGUUAUUCUGGAACCUGCUGCACAGCCCGGAGACCAUGAGCAGAUGCGUGGAUGAGAUUAGGAGCAAGCUUCCGGACUUGGGCUCAAACAAGGUGGCGUACUCAGUCACCGAAGUGGAAGCGUCAUUGCCUUUCCUCCGGCAAUGUGUAAGAGAGAAUUUCCGCACUACACCGGUCUUCACUAUGCCACUCCCUCGUAGAGUCACGGCACCUGAGGGGGUCAUCAUUGCCGGGGAGCACAUUGAACAAGGGACCUCAGUCGCAGUCUGUAAUCAUGCCUUCCACCACGACCCAGAAGUCUGGGGCGCCGACCACAACGUAUUCGACCCGGACCGAUGGGAACAUCCAGAUAAUGCGAAGCGAGCCAGGUAUCUUAUGCACUUUGGCCUUGGAGGGCGGCAAUGCAUCGGCAAGACCGUAGCCCAGACCAACAUCUACAAGUUGGCGAGCACCCUGUUGCAAGAGUUUGAUUUCUGUCUAGCCAACGGGGAUGAGCAAGAGUCAGCUUCGCGUGGUGAAUAUCGAGGCGUUCUUCCGCCCCUCAUUAGUGUCGGUAUCAGUGACUUGGAGGGACCUCUGAUGGUGAGAGCGAAGAGAAGGAGUGCGGCGUGA
This is a messenger RNA of Diaporthe citri, 1587 nucleotides long. RefSeq lists its product as uncharacterized. Bases 1 to 1587 code for a protein of 528 amino acids. Lineage: Eukaryota; Fungi; Ascomycota; Sordariomycetes; Diaporthales; Diaporthaceae. The transcript is spliced from 4 exons. Gene Ontology annotation, molecular function: iron ion binding; oxidoreductase activity, acting on paired donors, with incorporation or reduction of molecular oxygen; monooxygenase activity. The record is from RefSeq and is a predicted model, not a curated record.